Molecule: messenger RNA, 1924 nt
Organism: Eupeodes corollae
Lineage: Eukaryota; Metazoa; Arthropoda; Insecta; Diptera; Syrphidae
Gene: Taf6
Product: transcription initiation factor TFIID subunit 6
Exons: 7
Coding region: 113-1849 (578 amino acids)
Biological process (GO): RNA polymerase II preinitiation complex assembly; transcription initiation at RNA polymerase II promoter
Cellular component (GO): SLIK (SAGA-like) complex; SAGA complex; transcription factor TFIID complex
Molecular function (GO): RNA polymerase II general transcription initiation factor activity; protein heterodimerization activity; transcription coactivator activity
Source: RefSeq, a predicted model, not a curated record
ACUUAAAAUGCUGUCAAGUGUCAAUUCGAUAUUUUUUUGAUAGAAGUUAUAAAGUAAACAAAUCAUUAAAUUAUAAUUUAAUAAUAAUUAAACUUUAACAAAGUUUUCAAAAAUGAGUGGUUCUAAUAUGUUAUAUGGCACAACAUUAUCUGCUGAGUCCAUCAAAGUAAUUGCAGAAAGCAUCGGCGUAGGAUUCCUUCCUGAUGAUGCAGCCAAGGAACUAGCCGACGAUGUUUCCUUCAAAAUUAAGAAGAUUGUCCAAGACGCCGCUAAAUUUAUGCACCACUCUAAACGCGAGAAACUUAGCCUUGGUGACAUUGACAAUGCCAUCAAAGUCCGCAACAUUGAGCCUCAAUAUGGAUUCACAUCCAACGAUUUUAUCCCCUUCCGCUUUGCUUCGGGUGGUGGUAGGGAAUUGCACUUUGUGGAAGAUAAGGAAAUGGAUCUGAACGAAAUAGUGCAAGCAGGUCCACCGAAGAUUCCCCUCGACAUAACCCUACGUUCGCAUUGGUUGUGUGUGGAUGGGAUUCAGCCCACUAUCCCCGAGAACCCGCCACCACUAUCCAAGGACUCACAAGCUUUGGACUCUGUCAACCCAGUUGUAAAACUGGAACAGGGUGUAACGAAAGACACCGCUGGUAAGCCAGCUACAGGAAAGAUCCAUAAGUUGAAGAACGUGGAAACAGUUCAUGUCAAACAAUUGGCAACACACGAAUUGUCAGUGGAGCAACAGCUUUAUUACAAGGAGAUUACGGAAGCUUGUGUCGGAGCCGACGAACCAAGAAGAGGUGAAGCGCUACAGAGUUUGGCCUCAGAUCCAGGUCUACACGAAAUGCUUCCUCGUAUGUGCACAUUUAUUGCGGAGGGUGUCAAAGUGAACGUGGUACAAAAUAAUUUGGCACUUCUUAUCUAUUUGAUGAGAAUGGUUAAGGCUUUGCUGGACAACCCUUCUCUAUAUUUGGAAAAAUAUCUACACGAGUUGAUACCAUCAGUUUCAACUUGUAUUGUUUCCAAACAACUUUGUAUGCGUCCAGAGUUGGACAACCAUUGGGCCUUACGAGACUUCGCCGCUCGUUUGAUGGCUCAAAUUUGUAAAAAUUUCAACACAUCUACAAACAACUUGCAGACAAGAGUGACAAGAAUAUUUAGCAAAGCACUUCAAAACGAUAAAACGCAUCUCUCCUCGUUGUACGGAGCUAUUGCUGGUCUCUCCGAAUUAGGGGGUGAAGUUAUAAAGGUGUUCAUUGUUCCGAGGCUAAAGUUUGUAUCGGAACGCAUUGAAAUACAUUUGCAGGGCACGUCAUUAAGCAAUACAGACAAAAUAGCAGCCGGUCACAUUCGAGCGAUGCUUCAGAAAUGUUGUGCACCAGUUUUAAAGGUUAUGCGUAAUCCACCUGAUGCGCUCGAUGAAUACAAGAGUGAAUUCGGUUUCCUGGGUCCAACUCUGCAUCAGGCUGUAAUCAAAGCCCGAAAUGCACCAAUAUCAGCAACUGUCCCCUGCAACUUGGGCAAUUCCAUAUCAAGCGCACCUAUAACCUCAGCUGCCCAGACUGCGUCAACAAUAGGAAGACCACAAGUAACUGCUACUCCGCGUCCACCGUCUAACAUACCGAACUCGAAUAUCGCCCAGCUGAGAACGGUCUCCCAAGUGCAAGUGGGCCAGACACAGAAAUAUGUCAUUCUCCCUCAACAGCGUCCUUCUACGCCUCAGUCUGGCAUGCUGCAAGUUCAGCAGAACGGAAACACCACUCCUGUGGGUCUAAGGACGUCUGUGGAUCCCAGUUCUGUAAUUAUUGACACUGAAGAAAGGCCAAUUCCCGACAUAGACGACCUAUCUCACUUGGAAUAGGCAAUUCGUACAAGAAAACAUUAAAAAAUAUCAAAAAUCUGUUUGCAUUAAAAUAAAUAUCAUUUAAAUAACAUG